Messenger RNA from Auxenochlorella protothecoides, 729 nucleotides. RefSeq lists its product as hypothetical. Bases 1 to 729 code for a protein of 242 amino acids. The transcript is spliced from 4 exons. The record is from RefSeq and is a predicted model, not a curated record. Lineage: Eukaryota; Viridiplantae; Chlorophyta; Trebouxiophyceae; Chlorellales; Chlorellaceae.
AUGCAACGGGUUGCGUUGCUCGUCAUUGCCCUGGCGGUUGUCGGCGGUAACUGCGCCCCAGCGGGUGAGGGUAUCCUCGCGGGCUUCGAGCCUAUCGCCGAGGAGGCCAGCUCUGCUUUUGAGACUGUUGGAGACCGUCUAUCGAGUGUCUUCGGUCGCAAGUUGCUGUCCGACAACAAGUGGGAGUCCGCCGUGGCACCCGCUCUUGAGGACGCCAAGGAGUGGGCCGACGAGGCCGGCGAAACCCUUCAGGAGACUUUCGGACGCAAGCUUUCCGAGGACAAGAAGGAUAAGUUCUCUCUCAAGAACUGGCAGGACUCCAUCGCCCCGGCCGUCGAGGACGCCAGGGAGAAGGCCGACAAGUUUGGCGACUCCAUCAAGGAUGCUGCCGAGCACGUCCAGGACACCGUGAAGGAGGCCUUUUCCGGGCGCAGGCUGUCUGAGGACAAGAAGGACAAGUUCUCCCUGAAGAAGUGGCAAGACUCCGUCGGGCCCGCUGUUGAGGAUGCUAGGGAGAAGGCGGAGGAGGCUCUUGAGAAGUUCCAGGACGCCACUGAGGAGGUUGGCGACCGGUUCAAGGAGGCCAUCACCGGCCGCAGGCUGUCUGAGGACAAGAAGGACAAGUUCUCCCUGAAGAAGUGGCAGGACUCCAUUGCCCCCGCAAUUGAGGACGCCAGGGAGAAUGCUGAGGAGACCCUUGAGAAGUUCCGCAACGCUCUGGGUGAGUGA